This is a messenger RNA of Penicillium mononematosum, 843 nucleotides long. RefSeq lists its product as uncharacterized. The record is from RefSeq and is a predicted model, not a curated record. Bases 1 to 843 code for a protein of 280 amino acids. The transcript has 2 exons. Gene Ontology annotation, molecular function: oxidoreductase activity; zinc ion binding. NCBI's taxonomy places the organism in Eukaryota, Fungi, Ascomycota, Eurotiomycetes, Eurotiales, Aspergillaceae.
AUGAAAGCCGUUAUCUACACCGGCGAAAGCAAGAUCGUAAUCGAAGAUCGUGCAAGACCAACCUGCAGCAUUCUACAAGGCCACGUUCCAUCAUGUACACCAGGCCGCAUCAUCGGGCAUGAAGGAGUCGGCAUCAUCGAGAGUCUCGGCGCCGCUGUUACGAACUUGACCGUCGGCCAAAUGGUAAUCAUCUCCUGCAUCACCAGCUGCGGGACCUGCCAUUACUGCCGCAAGAAGAUGCCCUCUCAAUGCGAAUCCGGCGGUUGGAUUCUCGGAAAUAAGAUUGACGGUACCCAGGCCGAGUAUGUCCGCAUUCCUCAUGCCCCGUUCUCGCUACAUGCGCUGCCGGAGACCAUCGAUCAAAAAGUCGCGGUUACCCUGUCUGAUACUGUCCCGACUUCUUAUGAAUGUGGGAUUCUGAACGGUGGGAUUCAGCCAGGGUCGACUGUGGCGAUCAUAGGCACUGGCCCGAUUGGGUUGAUGCUCCUCCAGAUGGCGAGGAAUCUGUUCGGUCCGUCAAUCACGGCGGUGGUGGGGAGGGGUGCUCCCAGACUUGAGACAGCCAAGUCAAUGGGGGCUGAUCACACGUUCAGUAUGCUCGAUGGACAGGAUGCCGUGGUGUCUUCAGCUCUAGCAGUAACCAAGCAGCGAGGGUUCGAUGUGGUUAUUGAAGCAGUUGGGACGCCAGAGUCUUUCGAGACGGCGCAGGCGCUCGUAGGCGCUGGGGGCACCAUUGCCUCUCUGGGUGUCUUUGGCGAGUCGUGCGAGUUGCACUUGGAAAAGCUAUGGAAUCGCAAUAUCUGUAUACUUCCCAAGUGCCCUCCCUGCGCUGGUCAUUACUGA